AUGAAUUCUUGCUGUGCUCAAGAAAUUCAGCAUGCAGAGAAACUAAGUGGUACACUGAACAAGUCAGAAAUGGGAAUGUUGAUAUCAAUUUAG
Messenger RNA from Colletotrichum truncatum, 93 nucleotides. The record is from RefSeq and is a predicted model, not a curated record. NCBI's taxonomy places the organism in Eukaryota, Fungi, Ascomycota, Sordariomycetes, Glomerellales, Glomerellaceae.